GAGGCGCGGUCCGAAUUUAAAUCUUAGCGUCAAUAGGACUCUAAAGGAUUUGCCUGAGGGUUCUAAAAUCCCUUUGAGAAUGGAUGAGCAUACAAUAUCCUUUAUUGGGACCUCAGCAACAGACUUUGCGACCGAGUGUGGAAUCAUUAUGCGCAAUUUUUGUCCGAUGAACUAUCACACAUGGGAAUCAGUACCGGAAGAUGCGAAAACCUUGAUGUAUGAGAAACUAGAAGGAAAAUUCGAGUUAUUGCGAACAAAUACCAUUUUUAUGGAGUAUGUGAAUGCUCGAUUACAUGCCCAGUGGAAACGCACCCGAGGUAAAUGGAGUGAACAUUGGAAGAAGAACGGAGGGAAAACUAAUCCGCAGCUAGCAAGAUCUAAAAGGAAAUCUGAUUGCCCGAUUCAAGAAUGGAAUCAUUUGUGUGACUAUUGGGAGUUAGAAAAAACUAAGAAAUAUAGUGAUAAAAUGGAAGCUAAUAGAGCAAAACAAGUUAAUAUAAGCAGAGGGGGCUCUCGGUCGAUAGCCAAUCAUACAUUUCAAACGGUAAGAUUUAGACUUUCGACUCAUAAUGCAAUAUAUUAUUGA
Molecule: messenger RNA, 586 nt
Organism: Helianthus annuus (common sunflower)
Lineage: Eukaryota; Viridiplantae; Streptophyta; Magnoliopsida; Asterales; Asteraceae
Exons: 3
Coding region: 80-586 (168 amino acids)
Source: RefSeq, a predicted model, not a curated record